Molecule: messenger RNA, 813 nt
Organism: Impatiens glandulifera
Lineage: Eukaryota; Viridiplantae; Streptophyta; Magnoliopsida; Ericales; Balsaminaceae
Product: mitogen-activated protein kinase kinase kinase 20-like
Exons: 1
Coding region: 1-813 (270 amino acids)
Biological process (GO): protein phosphorylation
Molecular function (GO): ATP binding; protein kinase activity
Source: RefSeq, a predicted model, not a curated record
AUGUCUUUGUGGGAGAGACUCGAGAAAUUGGGGGAAGGCAGCUAUGGAGUUGUCUAUCUAGCUCGUCCAUUGGAAGGACAUUGUCUCUAUCCGUCUAUUCCAUUAAUGGCAGUUAAAUCUGCAGAGAAUAAAGAUUCAUCUCUCCUACACGAAAGGGAUAUUCUCUCAAAAUUUAAAGGAUGCCCUCAUAUAAUUAGUUUAUUGGGCUAUGAUUUCACCGUUGAAGGCACCAAAGUUUUUACUAAUAUCUUCUUGGAGUACGCCUCGGGCGGCACUUUGCACCACCGCAUUCAAUCAUCAAAGACCGCCGAAUGCAAUGGAAUCCCCGAAAUUGAAGCAAAGGAAUAUACACUUUCCAUUUUAAAGGGUCUGCGCUAUAUUCAUGAGAGUGGAUACGUCCACUGUGAUAUAAAACCCGAAAACAUAUUAAUGGUCGACGAGAAGGCCAAAAUAGGAGACUUAUGUUUUACUAUGCAGCCCCUCUAUCUUCCAGGGAUGAUUAUAGGGACACCACACUAUAUGCCUCCAGAAUCAUUAAAUGAUGGAGAAUAUGACACUUCUACCGAUAUUUGGGCAUUGGGAUGCUCAUUGUUUGAGAUGAUCACAUCAAUUCCGCAUUGGAAAUGCCAAAAUAUAAACCAAAAACUUAUUAAACCAAUAAAGUGGAGUAAAAUGUCGAAAGAUGCUUUCGAUUUUUGGAAGAUGUACACAAUUAAAGAUCCUAAGAAUAGGUGGAGCGUCAAUAUGCUUCUACAACAUCCGUUCAUCGUCGGUAGGAGUCACGAUCCUCCUCCCGCCCAAAAUAGCACAUAG